CUCGCUUGAAUAGCCGUAGUUAAUGGCGACAUUGUAUCGUGGAAGAAAGUUUUCUGAUUAGUUGUAUUUUCUGCCAUUCAUUUGCGUCUUAAAACUUACGUUGUUUGGUUCGACUUUAUCAUUCUUUCGUACUCAACUUUUGUUUGAUAUAUCAUUUAUUUCUCGGAUUGUUUGAAACAUAUGCAAUAUGGUCUUCUACUUUACUAGUGAUGUCGUUUCACCUCCAGCUACAAUAUAUAUGGGAGUAGACAAACAUGAAAAUGAGGAUUUGAUUCGUUGGGGAUGGCCAGAAGAUAUAUGGUUUCAUGUGGAUGAUUUAUCAUCCGCUCAUGUGUACCUGAGAUUAGCAAAAGGAAAAACCAUAGAAGAUAUUCCACUGCCUUUAUUACAAGAUUGUGCUCAACUUGUUAAAGCUAAUAGUAUCAUGGGUAAUAAGAAAAACAAUAUAGAUGUAGUUUAUACAGAAUGGGAAAAUUUAAAAAAGACGGCAGACAUGGACGUUGGUCAAGUUAGUUUUCACAAUCCCAAGAAAAUUAAAAUUAUCAAAGUGGAGAAAAGGCAAAAUGAUAUCAUAAAUAGAUUAAACAAAACAAAAACAUCAAAGUUUCCAGACCUUCAACUUGAGAGAGAACAAAGAGACCAGAAAGAGAGACAACAACAAAAGCAGAUUCUGCGCAAGGAAAAAGAAUUGGAAAAAGAGCUUGCAGCCAAGAGAGCGGAAGAAGCAAAGUUAAGAAGUUAUUCAUCACUUAUGACAGGAACAAUGCAAUCAAAUCAGGAUGAUGGUGAAGACUCUGAUGAUUUUAUGUGA
Molecule: messenger RNA, 811 nt
Organism: Uloborus diversus
Lineage: Eukaryota; Metazoa; Arthropoda; Arachnida; Araneae; Uloboridae
Product: coiled-coil domain-containing protein 25-like
Exons: 8
Coding region: 188-811 (207 amino acids)
Source: RefSeq, a predicted model, not a curated record